Messenger RNA from Trichobilharzia szidati, 273 nucleotides. The record is from the annotation of a GenBank genome assembly. NCBI's taxonomy places the organism in Eukaryota, Metazoa, Platyhelminthes, Trematoda, Strigeidida, Schistosomatidae.
AUGCAACAACCGCGACAAAAGCAGUAUCGUCAACCAUUACUAACUACUGUGACCACCAAUACAGCAACAACAACAUCAACGACUAAUACUACUACUGCUACUACUUCUACUGUUAGUAGUAAUGCUUCAUGUCCUAAAUUAAAGUCAACAACACCUUUCCAAUUUCCACCUCCACCGGUACUAAUUGGUUUAGAUGACAGACGUAUAUUAACUCAUUAUAUUGAUGGUCAUGUUAUCUAUGAAAGUGAUAAACCAUUCCCUGUAAGUGUGUAG